AUGCUGUCCCUCCUCGACCACGGCUUCGCGCCCGACGACUUCGGGCCGUCGUGGGCCAACAAGCCGGCGGAGGCGCCCGAACCGGACACCCGCACGGCCGUCUCCCCGGAGGAGCGGCGACGGCUCCACCGCAUGAUCUCCAACCGCGAGUCCGCACGCCGCUGCCGCAUGCGAAGGCAGCGCCACCUCGAGGAGCUCUGCGCCCGGGCGAGCACGCUCCGGUCCGAGAACCGCGACCUCGCGAACCGGCUCGUCGGCCUCGCCCACCGCCGCCUCCUCGUCCGCCUGGACAACCACCGUCUCCUCGCCGAGGCCUCCGUCCUCUCCCGGCGUCUCGCCGACCUCCGCGACUACCACUACUACUACCACCACGAACUGGUUUCUCACAGCGCCGCGUGUUUUCUUGGGUCGAAUUAA
This is a messenger RNA of Musa acuminata AAA Group (dessert banana), 417 nucleotides long. Its product is annotated as bZIP transcription factor 2-like. Bases 1 to 417 code for a protein of 138 amino acids. NCBI's taxonomy places the organism in Eukaryota, Viridiplantae, Streptophyta, Magnoliopsida, Zingiberales, Musaceae. The record is from RefSeq and is a predicted model, not a curated record. The transcript has a single exon. Gene Ontology annotation, molecular function: DNA-binding transcription factor activity; transcription cis-regulatory region binding. Gene Ontology annotation, biological process: positive regulation of DNA-templated transcription. Gene Ontology annotation, cellular component: nucleus.